AUGCAAUUCAAGCUCUCCAUCAUCACCGCUCUCUUCGCCGUCUCGGCCAUCGCCAGCCCAGUUCCCUCUACCCAAACGAGUUGUGCCAGUGUCGCCGUCUCAGCACUAAACGGUCUAACAAGCCAAGUAACUGAUCUGAAUAGCGCUCUCGCUGGAAAAGAGGACCCAGUUGCUCUUGCCAACGCUAUCAUCGCCGGCUUCGCAAGUGACAUUUUGACUAUUCUUAUCACCGGACUUAGUCUACCAUGCGACAGCACUUUGACUCGCCAAAACCAAGAGGAUAUCUGUGACGCUGCCAGCUCGUUCAUUAAGGAGGAUAAGACUCUUGUCUCAACUCUAAGCAGCAAGCGCACUGUUCUCUCUGAUACAAUCUGGCUUAGCGCCGUCGAGGGCGCGAUUAGUGGACUUGCUUCGGCUACUAAUGGCUAUAUCAACCCUAUCAUUGACAGUGCUCCUGUCUGCGGUGGUACCCUUGAGUCGGAGUUGAACUCCCUCGUUGAUGCUAUUAACGAGGCUGUUGGUGCUUACUAG
This is a messenger RNA of Penicillium angulare, 531 nucleotides long. RefSeq lists its product as uncharacterized. The transcript has 4 exons. NCBI's taxonomy places the organism in Eukaryota, Fungi, Ascomycota, Eurotiomycetes, Eurotiales, Aspergillaceae. The record is from RefSeq and is a predicted model, not a curated record. Bases 1 to 531 code for a protein of 176 amino acids.